AUGAAGCAAGUUAGAUCAGAGAGUCCGAAUGGCUUGGAGGUUUACCUUCACGCCCUCCAACUCCUCACCACCAUAGAUGAGGGCAUUCAGACUUUUGCUGCACCUGAUGGACCCGGCAAAGCAGUGUGGGAAUUUGUCAGUGACGUUGUGUGUGAGGAUCUCUGCCAGCCAACGGAUCUCCCUGUUGUCCUGCAGGAGCAGAAGAGCAUCCUGGUUCAGGCCUUCGCUGUGCUCCAGGCUCUGUAUAGAUGCCAGGAGCAGUGGUGCGACAGAAGUGACAUAAGUAUUUCCCUAAUUGGAACCGUUUUGCGGGUGCUUCAGUACCAAAGUGAGGGCAAAGAUGACGCUACCAGCAGAGACGCCACAAAAGACGAACAGCUGCAGACCCUAGCAGAGAUCACAGCUGAGUUUCUAGCUGACAUCUGCAUUCAGAUUCCCCAGGACACCGUGGCAGAUUUGGUAAAGAAAGGUCAUCUUACAGAGAAGACUGCUCUCUCAGCUGCGGGCACUUUGGUUCCCAACUUUAAGACUUCAUUUCAGCACCUGCAGGCCAUGCUGUCUCAGGUUGAUCCCCAAAUGGCAGACGUGGUGAGGAAGCAGUUUCCUGUCUGAGGCCGAUCAGUGUUCAGCACUCGUCCAGACUCAUCGCUGCUUUUUAUAGACGCCUCUAUUUCCAACAAAAGAUCCUGCUUCAGGUCGUGCUAUUUGGAUUUCCACUGGAAAGACUAAACAAGGAUGUCCCACAGGGUCAGAGACAUCAUUGACAGUGUUUCAGAAAUUGUGUCUUUUCUCUUUUGUGCAAAAUUCAAUUGUGUUUCUGUUGAAAGUGUUGUACUGUUCUUUGAAUGCUAUUUUUGUAUGAAAUAAUUGACAGUCUUUUAAUAAAAGAUCUUUCUUUUUACAUA
Messenger RNA from Notothenia coriiceps (black rockcod), 905 nucleotides. Its product is annotated as protein saal1. The record is from RefSeq and is a predicted model, not a curated record. Gene Ontology annotation, biological process: positive regulation of synoviocyte proliferation. The transcript has 6 exons. The coding region runs from base 1 to 612 and encodes 203 amino acids. Gene Ontology annotation, cellular component: nucleoplasm. NCBI's taxonomy places the organism in Eukaryota, Metazoa, Chordata, Actinopteri, Perciformes, Nototheniidae.